UUAUGUUUUGCUGCUCUAAUGCAAAAAAGAAAUCAGCGCAACCUACACAACUUAAACUAAAUCGGAGUUAGAAUUCGUUAGUAAUGAGUUUUAAUAUUCUAGGAUCAAACUUUGAAUAUUAAUGAUGAAGCUUUCACAUUUCAUACUACUAUGUAAAUCUAGCAUAUUAAUACAUUCUAAACUUAUAAGGUUACUUAAGACUUUUAAACUAUAAGGUAUAGUGUAGUUUUAUAAAUAGGAGUAGCAGAUCAAAUAGUAGAGGGACUAGAAAUAAUGAUCAUGUUGCAUAAACAGUUCUUAUUAAACCAUUAAGAAAGACUCCUUUUCUCACUUUCAACAAAAAAGGAACUGAUAAUACAACCAAAUACUUAUCUACAAAAUAAGGAUAUACACUUCUUGUUACUAGAACUUCUCAAUGAAUUUUAUC
Messenger RNA from Paramecium sonneborni, 427 nucleotides. NCBI's taxonomy places the organism in Eukaryota, Ciliophora, Oligohymenophorea, Peniculida, Parameciidae. The record is from the annotation of a GenBank genome assembly.